Molecule: messenger RNA, 3994 nt
Organism: Pantherophis guttatus
Lineage: Eukaryota; Metazoa; Chordata; Lepidosauria; Squamata; Colubridae
Gene: DEGS2
Product: delta 4-desaturase, sphingolipid 2
Biological process (GO): sphinganine metabolic process; ceramide biosynthetic process
Cellular component (GO): membrane
Molecular function (GO): sphingolipid delta-4 desaturase activity
Source: RefSeq, a predicted model, not a curated record
GAAGCCACCCCGCUUAGUGUGGUAGCAGGGAUGGGUAACCGGGUCACCCGUGGGGAUUUCGAGUGGGUUUACACUGACCAGCCCCACACGCAACGGAGGAAGGAGAUUUUGGCCAGAUAUCCAGCCAUCAAGUCUCUAAUGGGUUCAGAUCCCCAUUUAAAAUGGAUUGUGACAGGAAUGGUACUCACUCAGCUUCUUGCCUGUUACCUGAUGAGAAAUUUAGCCUGGAAGUGGGUUUUCUUCUGGGCUUAUGGUUUUGGGGGCUGCAUCAACCACUCCAUAACACUAGCAAUCCAUGACAUCUCUCACAAUGUUGCCUUUGGCAACAAGCAGACUAAGUGGAAUAGGUGGUUUGCAGUCUUUGCCAACUUGCCUGUUGGAUUACCUUACUCUGCCUCUUUCAAGAAGUACCACAUUGAUCACCAUCGAUACCUUGGCGGAGAUGCUUUGGAUGUGGACGUUCCUACUGAUUUUGAGGGCUGGUUCUUCUGUACUCCAUUUCGGAAGCUAAUCUGGAUUGCCAUCCAGCCAUUUGUUUACAGUUUGAGGCCGCUAUAUGUCAACCCCAAAGCAAUUACUGAGAUGGAGAUAUUUAAUGCCUUGGUACAAUUCUCCAUUGACCUUACAAUCUAUUAUUUGUGGGGUUGGAAGCCUAUUGUUUAUUUAAUAGCAGGAACGAUCCUGGCCAUGGGUUUGCACCCUAUUUCUGGGCAUUUCAUAGCGGAGCAUUAUAUGUUUUUGAAAGGAUAUGAGACAUAUUCGUACUAUGGACCCCUCAACUGGAUCACCUUUAAUGUUGGCUAUCAUAUGGAACACCAUGAUUUCCCCAGCAUUCCUGGAUCUAGGCUGCCAAUGGUAAAGAAAAUAGCAGCUGAAUAUUAUGACACCCUACCUCAACACCAGUCAUGGGUUCUUGUUCUCUGGGACUUUAUUUUUGAUGAUAACAUCAGUCCUUAUUCAAGGGUUAAAAGAAAGUGUAAAUUGGUUUCUAAAUUUUCCUAGAUUGCAACUCCAGCUUUUCCUUCUGGACUUCUGUACCUUGAAAAUUUUUCCCUCGCAAACAUGAAUGAUUCAUUGGAUGAAGUGUCUUAGGAAGAUGUAGCUGAUGUAUCUUUCUGAAUACAAAGGAUUGUCUUAAAUCCAAAUAUGAAGAAAUAUGCAAAUGAAGUUAACGAAAAACCUUUUUCUUUAGUACUGUGCAAUGCAAAACUCAGAGGCGGUCAGAGCAUGGAGGACCCUGAAUUUAUAGAUUUGGAAAGUAGAGAAGAGAAAAAUAGCUAGUUCUGUAUAUUUUGACUAAUUAAAGUAUAUGGCUAAGAAGUCUGAUAUUGGGUACAAUAGACCUCUCUCCAUCUUUGUAGAUCAGGACUGUCAAACUUCCGGCCAGCAGGCCAAAUGUGUCACGCACUGGCCACGCCCAUGCCCGUUUUAGUGAAGGGGAAAAAAGUUCCAAUAUGGCACAUGAUGAUGCCGUGGCAACUUGAGUUUGAUACCCCUGCUGUAGGUAGAUAGGGAAUUUUUCAAGUAGGGGAAGAUGGAAGAUCUCCGUGUAAUUAACUUUUAAGUAAUGUGCAAGUAUGUGGGAAUUCCUCAUCUCAUACUAUUGUGAUGAGCAAUGGUUCUGAGAGCUAUAAAAAUUAUCCAUCUAGACCAGAGGUUCUCAGGAAUUCUGGGAGUUGAAGUCCACAAGUCAUAAAAGUGCCAUUGUUUCCCAUCCCUGAUCUAGACAGAGAGAUUUGCCAAUGCAUAUUAGUUGCAAUAAUUAAAUCAGACCUCCACACUGCUACAGGCAGAUUACAAAGUACCCAGCAGUGUAUAUUUAAAGUGAUUGAAUAUUAGGCAGCUCUGUUUAUGACUUUAAAUUAUUUAAAGAGAAAGCCCAUAUGUAUCUACCUAUAAGUAAUCUCAGUAGAAGUUAAUACAAUCAUCAAGGUAAAUAGGUUAGGAUUGCAGCUUAAAAUGGAUUGUGGCAAGUAUAUUUUUAAUACAGUUAUGUGCAAUUGUGGAAAUAACACAGCCUGAUAGCAGUGAAUAUAGUUUGUGUGCUUCAGUGCUUGAUAUUCCUAAUUACAUAAAGGGCAGUAGUUAAUAUUGGAAAGACCUCUGAGAAAAUGUUCUAAGCAGGGUGAAUGAUACUAGUUUGGAUGGGAAAAUGGCAGACUAAUUUAUAACUUAUUUUUACCUACCUGAUUUUCCUUUUUUUCAUUUCUUUUUAGGCUACUACAAAUGUUAUUAGUUUCCAGAGGGGUUAAGCAUGUUAUUUUAGUGCAGCAAAAAACCAACAAAAUUUGUGUUACCUUAAAGAUGAAUGCAUUUAUUAUCACAUAAGCUUUCAUGGACUACAGUCUGCUUCCUUAGAUGCAUGGUUCAUUAUUCUGAAAUUUAUAUUAUAUACUCUUGAUAUGACAACUCACCCCAUCCCCCCACCAAGAAACAAACAAAAAACACAACCCCAGCAGUCACAUAGCUCCUGAAGUGUGAAAUUUGAGGUGCUUCCACAUUAAAAGAAAUCAGUUUUCAAAGGAACCAAAAAACUUUAUUAAAAAAAAACCUAGCCAGUGCUCCAUUUAUUCUUAUCUAGUACCACCCCACCCCCCGUUAUAACCACGUUGUAAGUUAUUAAGCAACAUGAGAUGCACAGUAUUAUUACUUCUUUCUAAUCAGCAAUGGAAGUUUUAUAGUCCAAGGCAGGUAAAGAAAUAAUAUAUUCAGGACAUAAAUGUUAGGCUUGGUCAUUGACUUUCCCAUAGAGUGAAAGUCUGAGGAGACUUUUGAGGGUCCUGCUGAGGAGAAACCUCCAUAUAAUUUCAAGAGAAAAGAGUUUCAAGGAUACUAGCAAAAUUUUUUGUGUGGGUUCCACAUAACUCUAGUGGUUUGCUCAAGCCAACAUACAUUUAAGCCUAAGCAAAGUAAAAUAGUUUGCUAUUAGUUAUCACACAGUAUUUAUGACAAAAUAUUGGAUGACGUGUUAUGGGGAGAUCUAUUCAGUGCAAACUUGUUUUGGGAGAAGAAUACUAGUAAUUCUGAAUAUAACCACUAUAUACAGAAGACAUGCUUAAAAAUGAUGAAAGACAUUUUGUCUUUGGAGUUGUUCUAUUCUCCAGUCUAGGUCCAGUGAUUUGCAGCCAUCAAUUUUGUAAAUUGAUAUAUUUCAUACAAUAGCCAAGAGAUGUAAACAUGAAAAUGUGAAUUUUCUAUUUCUCUAACUGUAUUUCUGGUAGCACCACCAGAGGUCAGAUAAAGACCUGGUUUACACAAUAUGGAAACCAUAAUAAGAUUUCCUUAAUUUGGUAUAACGUCUUGUGUGAAUUCGGACAAUUCAAUAAACCAUGGCUUCAUUCAAUGUGUAAACAUAGUCAUAGCCAUUUCCUUUGGAAUGCCAUAGCUGGUCAAGAUUGCCAAAUUGGCCAUCCCUGUUGUUAAUAAGUAGAAAAGUAUAUAUUAUGAGCCCAAAUCUAUUGCAAGAAUGAACUGAAAGAAAAGCCAAUCAAUGCCACAAAUGCCACAUGGACAAUGAACAAUUUAUUACCAGUAUGAGCACAGAUGCUGUGAUGCACUGAUGUACCGCUUUAAUAUUGUGGUAGCUUUGAGACCAGGGACUUCCUGGCUGACAGCUGGCAUCUUCUGGCCUCAAGUACUGAUGCCAUUAAUAAGAUUCUGUUGGCAAAAAGGUUCUCAUUUACACUGCAGACUACCAGUAAAAUUAUUUUGAAGUCAUCUAAUAAAAGCAAAUGGAUCACAUGUUUCCUUACCUACAAUAUACUAAAAACAAAAAUGUCAUACAUUUAAAUAAGCAAAUACAAAAUACAAAAAGGCUGACCAAAUCUGAUGUGCAUUAUCAGAUGAAUUUUAAAAAUCCAGAUAAAUUUUUAAUAUUUUCCAUUUCAAAGAUUUUAAGACUUUUUUCUUUCUUUUUUAAAUGAAGCAAAUCCAAGGCAGUAGCAAGCUUCAAAGUCUGCUGAGUCUGCUAAUAAAAAGGAUUUUAAAAACAAAA